GAAUGAACUUCGGCAAACUGAGCGAUGAAAACGCUAAGCCUAAGUUACUUUUUGGGGCACCCGCUGAUAUAGUGGACGAUAUGGAUCACUUAUCAGUUAGAGAAACUAAUGAUACAUCAUCGUCUGCAAAUGACACUUUCAAAACGAAGACCAAUAAAUCGGAAGGCAUUUCGGUCCCUGACAAUGACUUAUCUGAUGAAGAUCUUGCGUUUGUCUGCGACGAAGCAGUUUCACCUUCGAAGAAAUUCAAUUUAAAAACUACAUAUUCUCUGGAUCAAGCAAUGGCUGGCAACAAAAAGAAACGGAAACGGAGAGGAUUUAAGGCCAGUUUGGCCACUGGAAUGGUUCUCCCGGGACUCCAAACGGAAGGUCAAAAUGAUGAAACAGAAUUGAAACUUCCAAAUGAACAACUGAAUGCUAAAAGCGACACUAACGCAAUAGAAAAUUUGUUCGUUAUCUGGUCCCAAAAUGCAAAUAUAAAAAACUGUUUGUUUUUCGAGACACUUACAUUGUCAUUUCGGGAUACAGAGCGACCUUUGACAUUUUUUGCGAAUUCAUUGGUCAAGUUCAACUCUGAAAAUGUGCUAAAUAGUGAUCUAUUUGAAAAAUCCUUCGAGUUGCUGGAAACUUUUUUGAUUAAAAACCCGAAUCGAAUCGACAGUAAUUUGGAGAUAACAGUUCAACAGAGUUUGUUGGAAUCAGUUUGUGAGCUGGAUUUUACGCCAAAUCUGAAAAAGUGCCUCGAAUUGUAUCGAUUAAAAGACGUGAUGGGAAAUGCAUUUGUGUUUGUUAUUCAAAAGCUGAUUGGCAAAAAGAACUUCAAGCAACUAGCUCUAAUCGUUCACUAUCUGAACCUGUUUGCCUUCGUGGACCUCACUCGUGACCUGUUCAUGCCCCUCGUGGCUCAGAAUAAUGUGAAUGUGCUCGAGAUCAUUCUGUCAGGAGAAGAGACCCUUCAGUGGGAUCUAGUCUACUUCCUCGAUUCUGUCUGCUCUCCCAAAUACAGGUUCACUGACGCACUGAACGAGACAUACGAGGACGGAGCGGAUGCAAUUCCCAAGAUUCAAUACGACAAAAUUCGUCCAAUGAGUGUGAGUAAACUAACUCGGCGUCUGAUGAAAAAGUGGGGCAUGGAGAUGGAGAAAGCGCACAAUGUGUACACUGGACAGCUGCUGAGCCAGAUGGACUUCUACUUACACACCAGAUACGACCAGCAAAUGAGUCAGCAAUCUCGGGCUGGCAGCACUGCAGGAGGAGGGGGAUCCACAGAUAACAUGGACGAACUAAUUCACUCCAUCGCAGUUCAAAGAGACGAACUCAAAGUCGAAUUAGUGCGAAAGUGUCUGCACUAUAACGACAGAAACAUGGCCCUGACUUGGUUCCACUACUACGACCUUAAACUAAUUGACCUUGAAGAAGACAUCAAACCCGUGAUUGAAGAGUACCUUAAAACUGGAGUUUACAAAAUCCAGAAGCUGCCUUUCAGCGAUCAAAAAUUGGACCCCAGCCUCGGAUCAAUUGAAUGCAGCGAAACAAAUCCAAGUUUCGAAUCUUUCGGAGGCUUGAACCCGGAAGUCAAGCCAGGGAUUUACUACACAUUAAGGAUUACGGAAUCAAAUAUUGUAAUUGUAGAUGAUUUCAACAUGUUCAUGCGCGCUGCUGAUUCUAUUGUCAAGAAAAAGAUUGUAAGAAUGGUAGGACUUGACUGUGAGUGGAAACCUGGGUUCGAGAAAACGGCGAACCAGGUUGCUCUUUUACAACUCGCAACUUCUGAUUUUGUGUACUUAUUCGACUUAACAGUCAUCGAAUCUAAAAUUGAUCCUUGUGUUCUGAAGUGGUUUUUCAAACAUCUUUUUACCUCAAGAAGAAUUACAAAACUUGGAUUUGGUUUUGGUAGUGACUUGAAUGCUCUCGCGAGUUACUCGUUUUUCUCAGAGUGUUUGCAAGAUGCGUAUAUUCGAAAUUUAGUCGACAUUUGUGAUCUGGUACAGAAGGUGGAGACGUCAUAUCCUUCAUUUUUCCCCUAUUCUGCGGCUGAUCUACCGAUUGAUCACAGACAAGAAAAAGGUCUAAGUUUGACAGUGUUCAAAUGUUUUGGAAAGAUUUUAAAUAAAACCGAACAAUUGAGUAACUGGGAACGAAGACCUCUAAGAGACGCACAGAUACUGUACGCAGCAUUAGACGCUGCUUGUCUUAUAGAUAUCUACAGUUUCAUUACGAGCAGAUUGAAUGAGUUGGAGACCAAAAGUGUCGCGUCGUUGCAGAGUGAACAUGUUUCAACUGAUGUCAAGGAGUCGAACUUGAACAGAACCCCCAAUGAUGACUUGGCUGCGGUCUCCUCGACUCGUGAUGUCGACCAGCACGUAGUUUCGUCAGCCACAACAGGCAGUAGACGCCGUGCGAUUGUCAACAUGUUCGGGGAGCCAGUGGCGGUGAUUAAACGGCGCUCAGGAGAAAAAUUGGAGGUUGGGGAUCUGAAGUUUGUAGUGGACGGGAUGUUAGAGGGCAUUGUGAAGUACCUCAGGAUGUGGGGUAUAGAUUGCAUCACUGCCUCGCCCGUAAACGAUCCCCAGGAAGCGCUUGAUGUAGCGAUGAAGGAAAAGAGAGUUCUUCUGACAGCUGGCAAGAACUACCACAUGGCUGCCAAACAGAUAGGAGUGGAACAGGUGCUGGAGGUCAGCACUCUGGUCAAGGCCAUUGACCAGGCCAAAUACGUGUUCAGACACUUCGGCAUGUCCCUAGACAAGUCGCUACUCUUUCUACGCUGUAGUUUAUGCAACGGAGAUGAUUACAUCACAACGCCAGCCCCUGUAGUUCGUGCGCUUGUAUCAAUUCUGGAUGGAAAGCACUGCAACUGGAAGAAACUGGCCGGCCACGAGCUCUUCUUCUCAGACCACUUCGACCCCGAGACAGCUGCCAUUCUCAAGUCGGGUAACCUGCCAAUCUUCGAGGGCAUUGCUCCAACUGUGUUCGACCAAGAGCAGGAGUACUACAUCUGUGUCAAGUGUGGAAAAGUGUAUUGGGAGGGAGGACACCACGAGAGAGCCAUGAAAAACUUCUCUGACCUUUGGUUCAAUCAAGAUCAGAACUGAAUCUAUACAUUAGAUAAAUUAUUUUCCCAUGUGUUUAUUUAAGUGACGUGCUUAUUCAUUAUUUAAAAAAUAUAUGCGUGUUGUCCCGGAUUAGAUAGCGCUACUCGCGUAAUGCGACUAAUCAACCAGCAAAAUAUUAAGUGCCGA
Symsagittifera roscoffensis is the source of this 3239-nucleotide messenger RNA. Its product is annotated as exonuclease mut-7 homolog. Gene Ontology annotation, molecular function: nucleic acid binding; 3'-5' exonuclease activity. Bases 3 to 3092 code for a protein of 1029 amino acids. The record is from RefSeq and is a predicted model, not a curated record. Gene Ontology annotation, biological process: nucleobase-containing compound metabolic process. Lineage: Eukaryota; Metazoa; Xenacoelomorpha; Acoela; Convolutidae. The transcript has 9 exons.